Messenger RNA from Acanthamoeba castellanii str. Neff, 1572 nucleotides. RefSeq names its product protein arginine Nmethyltransferase. NCBI's taxonomy places the organism in Eukaryota, Discosea, Longamoebia, Acanthamoebidae. Bases 1 to 1572 code for a protein of 523 amino acids. Gene Ontology annotation, biological process: peptidyl-arginine N-methylation; regulation of DNA-templated transcription. The transcript has 10 exons. The record is from RefSeq and is a predicted model, not a curated record. Gene Ontology annotation, cellular component: nucleus; cytosol.
AUGGACGAUCGCAUCUCGCUUGGUGUUGACACCAAUUGCGUGCCCGAUAUAGAGGAGACGCUCCAAUUUUCGCGUUCCUCUGGGAGGCCCUUCGACGCCCUCGUGAUCAAGCGCGAUGAGCCGCUCACGCGCUCUGACACCCUGCUCGGCUCGAACGACUGGACGACCAGCGUCAUCGGAAAGAUUUCGCCCUGGCUCGAUUGUGAUUCUGAGAGUGCUGCGAUCAGGACCCGCUCCGAGAAGGCCUUCAAGCAGGAGGUGGCGUGGGCGACCCAUUUGGGCCUGCACGCUGUAAUGCUGCCCGCACCCCGCUUCCACUCGACCAACUACUCGCACGUCAUCAACCACGUCGCAAGCAACCUCUCGUACAUGCAGGCCUGGGUCAAGAUUCCACUUGUUGCGCCAGAGUCAGAGCAAGAAGCACGAGAGACCGAUCCUUGGGAGUGGUGGAACAACCUCCGCCUCUUGGCUGAGCACAACUCCAACAUGGGCGUAGCCCUGGAGCUGACUGCGGACUUGCCCGGCGAGAAGGCGCUGAAGAGGUGGCUCGGCGAGCCCGUCAAGGCCGUCAUUCUGCCCACGAGCAUCUUCCUGACGAACAAGUUGGGUUACCCCACGCUUUCCAAGAAGCACCAGGCCUUCCUCUGCCGUUUGUUCAGGUAUCGUCUGCAAUUCAUCGUGACCGGAUCGCCGCACCACAAGGACGGACUCUCGGCUUACCAGCAGUACAUCCGCUUCCUGCACCGCAAGCAGUCGCCCCUCACCGACCAGGAGCACUUCGAGGCGCCCUACUGGGACUACCUCCAGGCUCCGCUCCAGCCCCUGAUGGACAACCUGGAGUCACAGACGUAUGAGACCUUCGAGAGGGAUCCCGUCAAGUACCGCGAAUAUGAGCGGGCCUGCUUUGAAGCUUUGAAGAAGAGGGGCAAAGAUGAGGAGACCGUCCUCAUGGUGGUUGGCGCCGGCCGAGGCCCUCUGGUUGCCGGGGCUCUCCGCGCCGCUAAACAGGCCGAGCGAAAGCUGAAGGUGUACGCCGUCGACAAGAACCCCAACGCUGUCAUCACCCUUCGCAACCGCAAGGUCGCCGAGGGCUGGGACAAUGUGACCGUGGUCGACACCGACAUGAGGGUGUGGAACGCCCCAGAGAAGGCCGAUAUCCUCGUCAGCGAGCUCCUUGGUUCCUUCGGUGACAACGAGCUGUCGCCCGAGUGUCUGGAUGGCGCCCAGAAGUUCCUCAAGGAAAUCGGUGGCAUCAGUAUUCCGAGCGCGUACACGUCCUAUUUGGCUCCGCUCAGUUCGUCCAAGCUCUACAAUGAAGUGAAGGCGUACAACGACCGGAAGCACUUUGAGACGGCCUAUGUCGUCAAGUUCCACAACACCGACCAGUUGGCUGAGGCCAAGCCUUGCUUCACCUUCACGCAUCCCAACAGGGCUGCGCUGAUCGACAACAGCCGCUACACCAAGCUCUCGUGGGUCAUCGAAGAGGCCUCUACCCUGCACGGUUUUGGCGGUUACUUUGAUGCCACGCUGUUCGAAGAAGGUCGGUCCUACUGGAUUGGCCUCCAGACCUAA